This is a messenger RNA of Lolium rigidum, 852 nucleotides long. Its product is annotated as histone deacetylase 8-like. The transcript has 2 exons. The record is from RefSeq and is a predicted model, not a curated record. Lineage: Eukaryota; Viridiplantae; Streptophyta; Magnoliopsida; Poales; Poaceae. The coding region runs from base 1 to 852 and encodes 283 amino acids.
AUGGUGGUUGCGGGGGCGACGGAAACUCUGGCGGUGUUCUGGCACGAGGGCAUGCUGGCCCACGACGCCGGCAGCGGCAUGUUUGACACGGGCCUUGACCCGGGGUUUCUCGACGUGCUCGAGAAGCAUUUCGAUGGCGCCGACCGCGUCCGCAACAUGGUCUCCAUCCUCCGCCGAGGGCCCAUAGCGCCCUUCCUCUCUUGGCACUCCGGCAGCCCCGCCCACACCAGCGACCUCCUCAAGUUCCACACCCAAGAAUACAUUGAUGAGCUCGUGCAAGCGGACGCCAGCGGGGGCAAGAAACUCGAUAAGACCACUUUCUUGAACCCUGGCUCAUGGGGUGCAACGCUUCUGGCUGCUGGAACAACCUUAUCGGCGGCGAGGCACAUACUAGAUGGACGUGGGAAGAUGGCCUACGCACUGGUCCGCCCCCCUGGCCAUCACGCGCACCCGGAUCGUGCCGACGGCUACUGCAUUCUGAACAAUGCGGGUCUUGCCUUGCAGCUGGCUCUAGAUUCAGGCCUCACAAAGAUCGCCGUUGUUGAUAUCGAUGCGCACUAUGGAAAUGGCACCGCAGAACGCUUCUACCAAACAGACAACGUGCUGACCAUCUCUCUUCACAUGAAGCAUGGCUCCUGGGAUCCGUCAUACUCACAUGCGCAGAGUGGCUCAGCUGAUUUGAUUGGUGAAGGAAAGGGGCUUGGAUACAACCUCAACAUACCUCUGCCUAAUGGAAGUGGGGAUGCAGGGUAUGAAUAUGCAGUGAAUGAACUGGUUGUCCCAGCAAUUGAUAAGUUUCAACCUCAGCUUUUGGUGUUUGUUAUUGGCCAAGACUCUAGCGCGGUAAGUUGA